This is a messenger RNA of Oncorhynchus keta (chum salmon), 2309 nucleotides long. RefSeq names its product testican-2-like. The record is from RefSeq and is a predicted model, not a curated record. The transcript is spliced from 10 exons. Lineage: Eukaryota; Metazoa; Chordata; Actinopteri; Salmoniformes; Salmonidae. The coding region runs from base 147 to 1400 and encodes 417 amino acids. Gene Ontology annotation, molecular function: protein binding; calcium ion binding.
UCUCUCUCCCCUCUCCUUUUCGCGGCAGCAGUAGUUGGAAGGCGCAUCUCCGCAAACAGGUCACAUUUCACUCUAGUCGCAUCCUCGUCUUUUUCUCCAGAAAAUAAGCUAUAUCGAGUGCCGCGCGCCUUUUCUAAGCACUUACCAUGGUGAUAAUGACCGAAUUGGGGGUCCUUCUCGUCCCGGUGAUGAUGCUGGUGGGAUUCACCUUGCAGGCGGAAAUUAAGAACGGGAAAGAGGCAGAAAAAGCAGGGAAUUUCAUGGAGGACGAGCAUUGGCUGUCCACCAUUUCACAGUACAGCCGCAAGAUCAAGCACUGGAAUCGCUUCAGAGACGAUGACUAUGUGCGGACCUUGGAUGAGAAUCAGGGAGGCUCUAAUGAAAAUGUUGACACCACCAAGGACCCCUGUCAGAAGGUGAAGUGUAGCCGACACAAGGUGUGUAUCGCCCAGGGAUACCAAAGGGCUGUGUGUGUCAACCGCAAAAAGCUUGAGCACAGACUGAAGCAGCCUUCCCUGAGGUCUCCUGAGGGAGGAUGCCGGCCCUGCCCCAUCUCCUCCUCUGUUCCUGUGUGUGGCUCUGACGGACACAACUACGCGUCACAGUGUAAACUGGAGCAGCAGGGGUGCCUCACAGGGAAGGAGCUGACUAUGAAGUGUUCAGGUCUUUGUCCCUGUCCAACCACAGCGCCCAUCACAGAGACAGAGGUCAAGCAUGAGAGUUGUACAGGGCAGGACCUCUCUGAUCUGGGGGAGAGGCUGAGGGACUGGUUCCAGCUGCUGCAGGGCAAUGCCAAGCUGAACAACAGCAGAACUGGAGGCAGCAACCCAGCAGUGGCUAACACUGGAUCAGUCAUGGACAGGAACGUGGUGGCCAGCUGUAAGGACUCUAUAGGUUGGAUGUUCUCAAAGCUGGACACCAACAGUGAUCUGUAUCUGGACCAGGCCGAGCUGGCAGCCAUUAACCUGGACAAGUAUGAGGUCUGCAUCCGACCCUUCUUCAACUCCUGCGAUUCCUACAGGGAUGGGAAGGUUUCUACAGCCGAGUGGUGCCUCUGCUUCUGGAGACAGAAGCCCCCCUGCCUGGCUGAGCUGGAGAGGAUCCAAGUCCAGGAGGGAGGCAAGAACAAACUGGGCCUGUUCAUCCCUAGCUGUGAUGAGGAUGGAUACUAUAGAAAGCUACAGUGUGAUCAGGCCAGGGGAGAGUGCUGGUGUGUCGACCAACACGGUGGAGAACUAGCCAGCUCCAGAAUCCAUGGCAACCCUGACUGUGAUGAGGCGCUGACAUAUUCAGGUGAUUUUGGCAGUGGGGUAGGAUGGGAGGAUGAGGAAGAGAAAGAAGUGGAGGAGAAUGAAGAGGAAGAGGAAGGAGAGGCGGAUGACGGAGGAUAUAUUUGGUAGAGGUGAAGAAAUAAUGGAGUCUAGCUGGUCCAACAUACUACCGGAGCAUCUCAACUUCUCUUGCUUCUCUGUCUCUUACAUACACACACACACACACACAAAUAAUGUUCCCGAAAACACACUCUGAACAACACUGAAUCAGUCCUGGACUAAGGGAGGGGGUUGGAGGGACAGAUGGGGGGUGGGUGUAGUGGCGUGACAAUGUGUGAUAUCAAUAGCUAGCAACUGUGGUCUGACGAGUCAGGAGAUGUGUCCUAAAUACCUGGGAAUAUCUUGGCUCUUUUUUCUGUUGUAUGUACAAGACAACUUUCUCAUGGAGCAGUUUUUAGCAGCUUAAAAUGUUUUAUUAAAGGCAGGAAGCAACUGGAGGUUAUGUGCUCAUGUUAGGAACUGGAGACGCAAUUGGGUGCAUCUCAGUAGUCAAAAGUGGCAUCCUCCCCUUGCUUCAGUUCCUUCAUUUCCUCCUUUCUCUGCACUGAUGUGAACAAACUGGACAGGCAAUUAUAGUCAGGCUUUCACCUUACUGUUUUCACCAACCCGGGGCUUUCAGUUCAGGGCAGAUGGAGAGGAGACAAAGAGAGGAGUCCACUUUAGACUAAUUGCAUAUUCCGUUUGCAUCCUUUGACUUUCCCCAUUCCAUCCCGUAUGCUUCACCUCAUAUGACAGUAGUGCUCUGUCUCAUCAAGUCUAAUAGAAUAAAGUUUCUCACGCUACACUCCUAAAUGUGAAUAAACUGUGUAUCUGAAGACAGAUUUGCCAUUAUUAUUAUUAGUCCUGUAUUGCUAAUGCCUUGAGAGACUGGCAGACUGUACUGCUUGAUUGACAAGUGUCCAUUGUAUUAUCUGCAGAUCAACAUUGUGUUUAAUAAUAAAAUGUAUUGGUUCUAUGUGGCCCAACAAGGCCACCAUA